AAACCCCACUUCACUGUGUGACGCGGUGACGCGGCCCUCAGUAGCGCGUCACUCUUGUCUCAGCCAAUCAGAGCGCUACGUGUAUCACGCUGAGGGUUCAGAGGUCAGGGGUUGACCACGAAAGAGGAAGAUGGCGGCGGGCGGACCCAUCUGCAGACAGCGAUGAAGCAGCUUUAGCAGGCAGAGACGACUGAAGAGAACAGCGACCACUAUCCUUUACGGUUCUUACGAGGAAUAAGCACGCUGAUGGCGCUGCUUUACGGCCUGUUGUGGCGGCUGCUGCUGGUUCUGGUCCACAUCAACAGAGCGCUCGUCGUGUGGCUCCGUGUCCGGCUGCGGAGCUGCAAGGGCCGGCUGUGGGAGCGAGCUGUGGCCGCCCUGCUGCUGCCGGUCGCCCUGGCUGGGUUCCCGGACCACCACAGGAAGCUGAACGAAACCCCCGGUGCCACCGCUGACCCCGGGACGGGAACCCGCACCGCAGGUCGCCGGUCGCGGUGUCUGUCCGACGGGAGGUCUCUGGAGAAGCUGCCGGUCCACAUCGGCCUCCUGGUGACGGAAGAAGAGCCCAGCUACACGGACAUGGCCAACCUGGUGGUGUGGUGCAUGGCUGUCGGCAUCUCUUAUGUCAGCGUCUAUGACAGUCACGGUAUUUAUCGCAAGAACAACUCCCGCCUGCUGGAGGAGAUAGUAAGGCAGCAGCAGGACCUGCUGGGUGCGGACGGAUCCAAAUACAAUGUGGAGUUCCUUAGCAACGGCAGUGACAAACAGCAGCACCAAGUGGUUUCCUGCAGGCCCACAGUGAAGGUGUUGUCUCCAGAGGACGGGAAGCAGAGCAUUGUCCAGGCAGCGCAGCAGCUCUGUCGCUCUGUGGAGAACAAAGAGAGGAGCUCCAAAGACAUCAGCGUCUCCAUGCUGGACGUACUGCUAAGAGAAUCCAAGAACGUGCCGGACCCUGAGCUGGUGGUGAAGUUUGGUCCGGUGGACAGCACGCUGGGCUUCCUCCCCUGGCACAUCAGACUCACUGAAUUCAUCUCCCUGCCCUCCCACAGAAAUGUCUCCUAUGAGGACCUGUUCGGUGUCCUGCAGCGGUUUGGUUCUUUUCAGCAACGGCUGGGCCAGUGACGUGCCGGGCCCCUGUGUCAGGCUCCUCAAAGAGAAAAGAGGUGUGGGGGUUCACACGCCCAAACUCUGUCCAUCUCCUGGAUCUUUAACAGACUCAAAAGACCAGCUCAAAGACCAGGAAGCUCACUUCCUGGCCCCAGCUCUUGUCUCAUGAUAAACUCACAUUCCAGGACUUCUGGAACGCGCUCUCCAAAGCCAAGAGAAAAUAGCACAUCACUGACAUAAGAGGACUGUCUGCACAGACUCAGUGUUCCACAAAACCCUGUUCUGUUUCCUCUCUAACCCUCUUGGCUCGCUGUUUGCCAUUCAGUCUCCAGCUGCUGUUGUCUGCUGUAGACUUAGAAAAUGACUCGCCUUCACUCGGCGGAUGACAAAAGAAGAAACGAGGCUUUGUGCCCGUCUUCGCGAGGCCCCCGCGGGUAAUACAGCUGGGUCUCGACUCCCAACCACCCAUGAGGCAGAGAGGCGGAAGUUGAGCUUAAGGACAGAGUGGUUAAUAAUGUGUAAAUAUGAUAAAUUCAUGUGGCUCUGUGUUUGUUGUCCCCGUGGCCUCCAGUUUGCAGUCAUGUGUUCAUGCGUAGUGAUGCUUCAGACACAUACAGAGGUUUGUUUCAAGGCUCCUGUUAGACAGACCAAGCUCUGAUAUAAAGAAAUGCACUGUCUGCCUUCAGUCCGAUUUUACGUCACUUUAAAGGAGUCCCUGACAAAACUCCCCCUAAUAACUAUCCUGACUGACAUAGUUUACUUAUCUGAGUUCUCACUCAACACAGGUCCAUGUUUGGGUCUCAUAAUGACGCAGAACAUGAGAUGAUGUGUGAUGAUUUAUGAAACUCAAGCAUAAAAUUGAUGUAUCCACCUUAAGUUUAAAUCAUUUUGUCAAACUACUAUUUGAACAACCUUUCACACUAAACUAUCAUAGAUUUGAAAAACGUUUUCUAUCAUUCAUACUAACUGUCCUCACAGAGUCGAUAUCUGAGAUCUGGAAACAUGGUGACAUCACUGAGAAGAAGUUUGUAACGAUAAAACAAGCAGUGAGACGUUGGGACAGGUUGGAAACGAAUCUCAAGUUUGGAAAAAAUAAUUUGGAGGAGAAACAAACCAGUAUCAACGUUAACUGCCUGGGCCUUGACCGGGGGAGUAAUACAUUUUGACUUGUCAAACAAGGGUGUAACUAAAAAAAAAAAAAACAUGAAUUGUUUCACCUGUGCUUUUCGUGUUGUGACAAAAUAUUUGCUGUGGGAAAAAGAUCUGAAAAAAUUGGUUCCAUUUGGAAAUAAUAAAAUGUUCCACUGGUUUAAACUGCCAAAUAAAAACGCUGGCAAAUUUCAACUUGUAUUUGUUUUAUGCCUCCGUUUCGUGGACAGUCGUGGCUGGAGGCCGGAUGUUCUCGGGUUGUCCGUCCGUCCAUUUGUUGAUAUUUCAGGAACACAUAGAGGGAAUUUCUUCAGGUUUGCCACAAGCGACAACCUGGGCUCAAGAAUGAGAUGAUUAGAACUAGUAGGUCAGGUCCGUCCUAUUCUUGUGAACAUAAUAAUAGGGGAACGCCUUGAGUGACUGUCUAAUUAAAAUUUCCAUCAAAUUUGGCAUAAAACGUCCACAAAUGGACCAAAGGUUAUUAAAAUUUGGUGGUUUAAAGUUCACUGCGACCUCACAAAACACAUGUUUUGGGCCAUAAUUCAAGAAUUGAUAUUCUUAUUGUGACAAUUUAACACAAAUGUCUAAUAGGAUAAAAUGAUGAAUUGAUGACUGUUUUCCAGACUUUUACUUGCAAAUGAUUAUGGGGAUUUCAUUUGUUUUGUGUGUUGGUUGUUGCGUAUUGCGUCACUGUUUUUGAUGUCAAGAAUGUAAUAGAAAAUAUAAAACUGAGACAUGCUUGAAGGUCUGCAUCCCAAACACAAGACAAAUUCAUUGGGAGAGAUACCAGAGAACGAAUAUAUAUAUAUAAAAAAACAAGGUACAGAGGUAAAAAGGUGAGUCAUGAUUGAUUUUGGACAGACAUGAAUGUAAACUGCAACAAGACUUGGCAUUCAUCCGCGAGGUGGUUAUUUUCGUUUAUUUGGACAAAGGAAAUAAAUUAGAAACAUG
Molecule: messenger RNA, 3207 nt
Organism: Anoplopoma fimbria (sablefish)
Lineage: Eukaryota; Metazoa; Chordata; Actinopteri; Perciformes; Anoplopomatidae
Gene: nus1
Product: NUS1 dehydrodolichyl diphosphate synthase subunit
Exons: 5
Coding region: 247-1122 (291 amino acids)
Cellular component (GO): dehydrodolichyl diphosphate synthase complex; endoplasmic reticulum membrane
Molecular function (GO): ditrans,polycis-polyprenyl diphosphate synthase [(2E,6E)-farnesyl diphosphate specific] activity
Source: RefSeq, a predicted model, not a curated record